CCCCAUGUUUGCAUUCGCCGGGCUUUUCUAGCGGUUAGUUUUUAAAUCCACCUCUAUCGCGGAGUCUCAUGUAACAAGAUAAAAGUUAUUGUUAUGCCACAGUCUGGUUAUAAACAGAGUAAAAUGACCCUCACGUCAAAGGCUCCAUGCUUCAAAUCCAAGUAUAUAACUGCCGAGCUGGCUCAUCUGUUCACCCAGUCAGACAGUGAGGAGGACUUUGAAGGUUUCAGUGAGGAUGAGGAAGAAGAGGAUAGAGGACGCUUUAACAAGCAACUAAGGACCAAAGUGGUGGAUUCAGAAGAGGACAGUGACAUAGACACAGGCUUCCACUCUGAUGAGGAGGAGGCCCCACCAGCAAAGAGAAGGAGUCUUUUAGUAGCUCUGAGGUUUCCUGUCAAAAGAGUGUCUUCACCCAAGAAGGAAACACAAGAGAAAAGUGUUAAAAAGCCAGUCAAAGGAAAAUCUCCCUCACAAAUAUCCAGAGGAAGGCAGAAGGUGAAGCAGAAACAGGAUGAAGAAAAGGAGGAGGAGGAGGAUGAAGACAAAGAGGAGGAGGAACUCUCUCAUAGCCUAAAGAAACGAGACAAGAACAUCCAAGAAAACAAGGCCAUGCUGGCCAAGUUGUUUGCUGAUCUGAGUACAACGAUGGCUGACCUGACAGCACCCACCACUCCUCAGAAGAAGAAACGGCUGUCAGAGAGGGCAACGCCAAAGAAACGCAAGUCUGAAACGGACGUGGUGUCAGAAAGGAGGAACCCGUCGCGUAAGGCUCGUCCUCCCGAGAACUUUGCAGUGGAGGAAAAGAGCGAGCCAAUUCAUGUCCGAAGCCCCCGUACUGUAGAUAUCAAGAGACUGGUGGAGGUGGAUGACGACCAUGUUGGUGAGAAACACAAAAAGAGAAGGAGCCAGUCUUCCAGGAAGAGUCAAUAUUGCGUGAAGUCGGUUGACGAGAUCACCAAAGAAGACCUGGACAACAUAGCGUACCGCAGCAAAGACAAGAUCUGGGACAAGGAGAAUGGAAGCUCAUGUCACCAGUGCAGACAGAAGACUCUGGACACUAAGACAGUGUGUCGCAGUGGUUUCUGUGUGGGGGCCAAAGGUCAGUUCUGUGGACCGUGCCUCAAGAACCGCUAUGGAGAGGACGUAUGCACCGUGCUGCUAGACCCGACGUGGUCGUGUCCCAUCUGCAGAGGGAUGUGCAACUGCAGCCUGUGUCGUAAGAAAGAGGGCCGCUGUGCCACCGGUAUUCUGGUCGGUUUGGCUCGCUACAACGGCCACGACAACGUGCACGAGUAUUUGGAGAGUAUUCGAAAAGAGCUGCAGUGAAAACAAGAGACCCGAUCAGAGGAGAGAACUUGCAAAAACAGAUGAUAUCCAGGGGAGGAGGAUCUGAUGCUGCACAGUACAUGUACUGUAGAACUCAUUUUAAAUGCACAUUUUUAGGUUUAGAGCAAACUUUACUAGACAUACUAAAUCGAAAGUUUGUUGUUGUUGUUUUUUUAAGCUGAAGCACCUAUACUGUUCUAUGUUUUAUAUAUGCUGAUUUUCUUUUAUUUUUUGAAGACUGCAUAAGAUGCAGGGAUGCUUUUUCUUUGUUUUAAAGCCAGUACUCACUUUUUACUUGGAGGUUUGUUUUCUUUUGGGUUGAUUUAUAAUUGUGAUGUUGCUUGGACAGCUGUAAUGUUUUAAUUUUUGUGAUUUGGAUACAAACAGAGCCUUUAACACAAACUACUGUUUUAAAACUGAGUUACUUUGCAGCUUUCCUGUCAUUCUACUGUUUAUCCUAAUAAAGGACAUUACUAUCUGAA
Neolamprologus brichardi is the source of this 1808-nucleotide messenger RNA. RefSeq names its product cell division cycle associated 7 like (gene cdca7l). Gene Ontology annotation, biological process: regulation of DNA-templated transcription. Gene Ontology annotation, cellular component: nucleus. Lineage: Eukaryota; Metazoa; Chordata; Actinopteri; Cichliformes; Cichlidae. The record is from RefSeq and is a predicted model, not a curated record.